This is a messenger RNA of Penicillium oxalicum, 489 nucleotides long. Its product is annotated as SRPBCC family protein. The transcript has a single exon. The record is from RefSeq and is a predicted model, not a curated record. The coding region runs from base 1 to 489 and encodes 162 amino acids. Lineage: Eukaryota; Fungi; Ascomycota; Eurotiomycetes; Eurotiales; Aspergillaceae.
AUGUCUACCACCAACAACCUCGCCUACACGGCCCCCGUCAACCCCUCCCACACCGACCCCCAAAUCACCGCCUCUCAACUCUGGAACGGUCUCCUACUGAAAUCUCGCUCCGCCCAGACCUUUGUCGGCGGCGCCAUUCUCUCCACAACCGUGCUGGACGAAUCUGUCAACGAAGAGGGAAACCUGGUCAUCAAUCGCGAGGUGGUCUUUCGUGCCUCGCCCGAGAAGCCCGUCGCCGAGAAAGUCACCGCCUACGAGCCGUGUCGGGUCGAGUUUGAACAGCCGAAUGGCAGUCUGAUCAGCAAUGUGAUCAGUGAAGGGGCGGAGGGGGAGCUCUAUUUGACGUAUGCGUUCAAGUGGAUGCAUCUGGACAUGAGUGACCCGGAGGAGGUGAAGAUGGCGCUGGAGAAGGAGAAGAAGAUGGCCAGGGAGGCAGUGGAAGGCUCGUUGGUGGCGGUGCGCAAGUUGGUGGAGGAAGGGAAAUUGUAA